Molecule: messenger RNA, 948 nt
Organism: Panicum virgatum (switchgrass)
Lineage: Eukaryota; Viridiplantae; Streptophyta; Magnoliopsida; Poales; Poaceae
Exons: 3
Coding region: 1-948 (315 amino acids)
Source: RefSeq, a predicted model, not a curated record
AUGGAGGAGGGGUUCCGAUCCACCGGAGAGGCAGCCGAGGAAAAGGUGGAGACACAGGCGAUCAAGUCCAGUAGCAGCAGCUUGGUGGCGGGGAUCGAGAUGGACAGGGUGCUCGAGCACUCUGUGCGAGGAAAAGAGAAGCUGGGGGGGGGGGGGGGGGGGGGGGGGGUGAGGGGGGUCAGUAAGCAGCGGCUCGGCGGCGUUGAUACUAGAGGAGAAGAUGCCGGAACACUCUGGGGCAGCAAACGGCGAGCUCAAGGAUACGGGUCCAAGCUGUCCUUGAGAUCCAAGAAGGGCAACUGUAGCAGUUGGGUGGUAGAGAUGGAGAAGCUGCUCGAGGACACAAGCCCAUCGGUGGAGAUGGCGCGGUGGAAUCAGCGCUACAUCUAUCGGGUGCCGGAGUGUAAAAAGAAGGUGACCAAUAGAGAUGCCUACCAGCCGCAGUUCGUAUCGCUGGGCCCCUUGCACCAUGGCAAGCCCCAUCUCCUGCCCAUGGAGGAGCACAAGAGGCGGGCGGUGCUGCACGUGGUUAAGAUGGCUGGGAAGCCUCUAACGGAGUUCGUCGUAGCAAUCGAGAAAGUGGCGGAUGAGCACGAGGCCGCCUAUGAUGACCUUGAUGAUAAAUGGCGUGGAGUGAACAGGGGUAGCUUCGUGCAGAUGAUGUUCACGGAUGGAUGCUUCCUAUUUGAGCUGAUGAGGAUACAGCUAAGUCUAUUCGAGGAUGGGGGAGUAGAUCAUACUGGUUACGCAGCCAAAGACCCCGUCUUCAGUAGGAGCAGCUUUCUUAAUUUGUGGCCAAUAAUGAAGAACGACAUGAUCGCGAUGGAAAACCAAAUACCUCUAUUGGUUCUGCAGAGGAUCGCAUUUUGGAGUGACACACCACCGGUUGGAGGCUUGGAGAACAGGUGGAUCGUGGACUCCGGUUGUUCGCGCCACAUGAGCACCUAG